Molecule: messenger RNA, 3531 nt
Organism: Topomyia yanbarensis
Lineage: Eukaryota; Metazoa; Arthropoda; Insecta; Diptera; Culicidae
Exons: 4
Coding region: 289-3099 (936 amino acids)
Source: RefSeq, a predicted model, not a curated record
CUUCCUUCUCCAGGUUGUCCUUGCUCGACUUUUAAUUCACUAAAGUUUAGUGAUCAGUUUUGUGUAUACAGUAGAAUAAUAACUUGAAAAUAUUCUCUGCAGAAGUGCUCGGUACUAAUCGUGUUUUUUUUAAAAAAAAAAAUCGAAGUUCAUGUUGGCUGGUGUAAUUUGUAAUUUUAUUUAUUACGAUAAUCUGUUAAUUACCCUCGCUUAUCAGGUCAAGAAAGGUUAAAGGUGCUAUCCAACACAAUAUAUUCCGAGCAAUACCAGUACGUCAGCACUUGCAAGAUGUUUUUGAAUGUUGACGAUUUCAAGGCGUCGCCCCGAUUUCUGGAAGUCCAGGAACGGAUGCAAAUGUUUGUUUUCCGUGGUCGAGAUGCUGAUAACCUGAACACAAACAGUCUAUCCUUCAAGCUGAAUUCGUCGGUAGAAGUUACCAACAUAUUAGGGUAUGCACUAAACAAAAAAAUUGUUGUCGACGAUGCCAUGUUGAGUGAAAUUUUUUGGACCAAUGAUUUGAGCAUCAUCGAGGAGAAGGACAGAUUGCAGUUGGAAAAAGUUGUCAAACAGAUGGGCAGCUUUCAGUUUGACUUGAUGCCACUGGUUCUGGUCAGGGGUGAGACGUUGAUGGAAACUCUGCUGAUAAAAGUGGUUGAACGGAACGGGGUCAAAUAUGUUGAUAUUAGUGGAAGAGUCUACAAAGAUUUCCGUGAUUUUUUGGCUAACAAUAAGUUUCCGGCGGGAGUUCUCUGUUAUCUCAGAGAUGGCAUCGUGACGGUCAAUGCGGCUGGGGAAAUGGAAAUUGAGUGCCGUACGGUUGGGAUAAAGAAUACAGUGUUGAACGUAACGGAGGUCUUGGUGGGUGCUGUCGGAGCUGUUGGUACGAUCGGAGCAAUAUUUGCCACCGGUAGACUAGCAAUACCUAUGCUAGUCAUGUCGUAUGGGUCUGCAGCCUACGUCACGGGUCGAAGUAUCGAAAAGCUGGUAGAUGCUUCAAAGCAUGGUCAAUCGUUGAAUCCUCUACAGGAUGCUGAAGCACGCAAGAACUGGCUGAUGAUAUCAGCCAAUCUGCUUGCGUUUACGUCCGCUGGCAUUCGCAAAAUGGCAACUAUGGAAGGAUUGGCAGCAAAACAUGUAACUUGUCUAUUCAUGGCCAACCGAAUUGUCCAAGUAGGUGGUGCUUUGGUCGGUACCGCCGCAAUAGUGGACUCCAUCGUGUACUCGGUCAACAAUUGGAAGAGUUUACCCCUUCAUGAACAGAUUAUGCUUGUGUGUUCGAUCUGCUUCUGCUGUCGCGAGGUGAUCAGUUUCGCCAAUGCUGAACGAUUAAUGCGGGCGAGCAAAACCGAAGGAGUGAGCAAUUUCUUUGCACAAUACUGCGAAUCAGGCUGCCAAAUGGUUUCCAAUAGUAGAUUUAUGCUGAGUGCCAGAAAAAAGUUCCAAGAGAAUGAUGCAUACCUGGAAGCGGCGUUGAAACUGGUUAAAACUUUAAUUCUGGAGAACAUAAGCAUAACGGUGAAUCAGGAUUUUACAAAAAUUAAGUUCUUUGGAUUUGAAUAUGAAAUGUCAACUUUGUUGCGCAUUAAGGAGGUGGACCAUUUUAUGUAUACGAUACAAGGAAUAGCCCAGUCAUUCAAGGAUACGUUUUCCUUGCUGAGGACAUGGUUCGGGGAUGAAAAUGUGAUGGAUAUUUCAUUUAAGCGAGCACAAGACUUGGGCGGCAAUCGUGCCGAUUUUGGCACAGCUAUAAAUGAGAUACUUCAGGUGUUUUCUCUAAUUUCAAAAAUAUCGAAAGAUGUAGCAGUUCUGACCCAGGCUAGCAUUAUUGUUGGUGCCGGUCAUAAGUUCACUGUGGCAUCUGCCUUUGACAUCCUUAUAAAAACGGCUAAAGAGAAAGCCGAAAUAUUGAUCAAGGCUCUAGUGCAGAUGAAUUCUACUGAAGCUGACCAAAUGAACCAAAUUCGCUCGCAGUUUUCGGACACUACAAUUUUCAACUGGAUAAGUACUGGCUCCAAUGUAUCUGAUGAUAUGCUCGCAAAAAUAAGAUUUCUUCUUGACGUUGAAAAAAAUUGUACCAACAAAUCAUUGCAUAUUACAGCACUAGAUCGCAAUGAGGGGACAAUCGAGAUUGAAUAUUUGAUCAAAAUUGAUUUACAGCUAUUCAACAAUGCAACCCAUCGUUCCUUUGUCGUUGACCCUAUAUUUCUCAACAUUUGCAAGCCAGCUUUGCGCAGCUCCCGAUCAUAUCUAGUGAAACUCUGGCAAAACACGUGCACUGCUCCAAUUUCACUUGAUAACCAUUUCGAAAAAUUGAUCACGCUUGAAAACGCCUUCAAACUUUAUCCAGGCUCGGUGAAAAACGUGGUUAAUUACACGAAAACCAUGAAAUGCGUCAACUUGCCACAGUUCAUAUACCACGCACUUUUUGCGUUGAGCAACUUGGAACGAUCGUUGUCCGAAGAUGGUAUGGAUCAGGCCGCCGCCAAUAGUGCUCUUUUUGAUGACUCCAACCUCUUGCCCGAUCGUUUUCUCCGACUUCAGGCGAAGGCCGAAGAACUAUGCUACGGUGGUUACUGCACAGUGGGCGACAACCAGCUAACUGAACCCGAUCGAAUUCUGGAAGUUGUUAAAACUUUGGCCGCGGAGCAAGCCCUACGGUUUGGAACAAUUGAAAACGCGGUGCUACAUUUAUAUCGCAACCCUAUGCUUCGGCGUGCCACGGAACUCGAGAAGUUUAAUCGAAUUAUCGCUAUAAAAAAAUUUCAGCAGGAAGAGGUUAAACUAGCCGAUGGUUGUAACGACAGACGUAAAUGGAUGGUUUAUCUCGGAAACGAGCAGGUGAAAAUCUUUGUAUGCGUUAGCCCUGACCAAGGUGCUUAUAUAGACUCUUUUUUGUUCUCCUGCGAAAAUCGACUUGCUGAUGUGAUUGACACAUUCAUCAUUGCACAUUCUUUUAUUUUUUUUACUUUAUUGGAAAGCGUAUCGUGGCCAAAAUUUUUAGAUACUUUUUUGAUGUUUUUAUAUGAACCAUUGUCACAGACUAAUUUUCAGCUUUCCAUCUUUUACACAUUAGUACUAAUGGUACUAAUAUCAAUUUAAACUGACACGAAGCGUGUAGUAAAAUAAACAUGUUAUUGUGAGGAGAUUUAUAGCAUAUUGUUUUAACAUACAUUGACAUCAAUAUUUUUGCUACGUUCUUACGAAUAAUAACAAAACUAGCGAGUAAAGUUACUUAGCAAUUCAACCAUUGCGUUCCACAGCGUUGCACUUUAAAGUUGCUGAAAAGAAGACUAUACACUGUGUGGCCUUCAUUUUGGACCUUUUAACUUUUUAGUGAAGUAAAUAAAUUAAUUUCCAAACAAUGAAUUGUGUAGUCUGGCAAUAGAAUUAAGAUAUAUCAUUAUUGCAAUAUUAAAUGAAAUAUCUACUCAAACUCAAUAUCACGAUAUCCACCAGUGCCUUAAAAAAGGACUCAUUUUGCAUACGAUACGCACUGCGUAUCGUGCACUAAUAAAGUAAAAAACAAACAAA